Molecule: messenger RNA, 642 nt
Organism: Rubroshorea leprosula
Lineage: Eukaryota; Viridiplantae; Streptophyta; Magnoliopsida; Malvales; Dipterocarpaceae
Source: the annotation of a GenBank genome assembly
AAGCCCUGAACAAAAGACAAAAAAAAGGAGGGCUCGGUCCUUUGCUUUUCAAUCGGUAGAAAUCAACAAGUGGGUAUAAAUAGAGUUUUUUUUUUUUUUUGUUAGAAAGGGGGGGGGUCGUUUUUUGAAUUUGGGGAGCCUUUGGUUGAUUGUUGGAGUUUGAUUUGGGAGCCAUUGUUCUGGGUUUCGGGAGAAAAGAGGGAGGAGAAAACCGAGCUGAUUCCGGCAAGAUUCCGGCAAUAUUUCAGCCUCCUUUUGCUAGGUAAUUUCUGAACAGAGGAGCCUUCUGGGAAUGAUGGUGAAGGAGACGAUAGGAGCCUGGUCCCGUGGGUGGGAUCCCUCCCAUCUGAUCUGGAUCCAUCUUACCCAAAAAGCUCUGCCGUGGGUGUUUUUCUUAUAUUUUGGUUGAUGUUUCUGCAUCUUUUUGUUUAAUGUUCAAGCUUGUACACGUUCCGUUUGAAAAUCAAAAAAAAUAGUUCAGUUUAUUUUCUGAUGAAUGUGUUGCUGUUACUGGAAAUUACAUGAAUCCUAGUUUUCCCGCUUUGGUUGCAUAUUUGAUCUUCUUUUUGUCUAUUUUUAUGCUUGAAUCGUGUUUUUGGGUCGGGUCAGUCCGAUUUAAUCCAAUAAAAAAAAAAAAACUAA